This is a messenger RNA of Esox lucius (northern pike), 1228 nucleotides long. Its product is annotated as transcription factor HES-5. The coding region runs from base 61 to 540 and encodes 159 amino acids. Gene Ontology annotation, molecular function: RNA polymerase II cis-regulatory region sequence-specific DNA binding; protein dimerization activity; DNA-binding transcription factor activity, RNA polymerase II-specific. Gene Ontology annotation, cellular component: nucleus. Gene Ontology annotation, biological process: anterior/posterior pattern specification; regulation of transcription by RNA polymerase II; regulation of neurogenesis. NCBI's taxonomy places the organism in Eukaryota, Metazoa, Chordata, Actinopteri, Esociformes, Esocidae. The record is from RefSeq and is a predicted model, not a curated record. The transcript is spliced from 2 exons.
GGCUCUUCGCAGAGACUUCAGCUGAACAGAACUACUCCUGCCACAGCCAACCCUUCAGCCAUGGCACCAAGUGCAACUGGACAGGUCACCCACUCCAAACAGAAUUUCUCACUGACUAAGAUUAGGAAGCCAGUGGUGGAGAAGAUCCGCAGGGAUCGUAUCAACACCUGCAUUGGGCAGCUCAAGUCUCUCCUGGGCCCCGAAUUCCUCCGGCAGAAGCCCAACUCCAAGCAGGAGAAGGCAGACAUCUUGGAGAUGACCGUUUAUUUCCUGAGCCUCCAGCAGCAGGCGGGAAGUUCUCCUUUGGCGGCAGCCAAUGAGGGCUACUCUCGCUGUGUGCAGGAGGCUGCCAACUUCCUGUCUCGGUGUGAGGUGAAGACGCCGUCGCACAGCAGGUUGUUGAGCCACUUCCGGAGCCUUCAGACCUCCAACCAACCCAGGCAAGCUAACAGGUCUCUCUCCCCACCGGGCUCCCCAGUCCAGCAGCCCACCAAGGGUAUGGCAAGUCCUGUCUCCUAUCAGCUCUGGAGGCCCUGGUAGAGAAACUACGCUUACAGUCAAACCAACAGAAUUGGACAGGCCAGUCUAUAUUAUGACCGGCAUGGACAGUGGUGUUCAGAGUGACAGAGGCCUACUUUUGCAUUUGGCAAGAGUUUCUCUGUCUUAAGUCUUCAUCCAGAUGAAGCAAAGGCACGUUUUGCCAGUAUUCCUUUGAAAGGACGAACUCUAUGCAAUUAUUCAGAUUGGUUUUGGAUAUACGUACUAUUCAAAAAUAUACACCGAUUCAAUAGUGUUUCUUGUUAUGCAUGUUCUCAUUUAAGAACAAAGGGCUAACGUAUGUUUAUAACACAUUUCUACUGUAUGUCUAACCCAUAUUGGGUUGAGAUUGUUUGUGUCUAGGACAUUAUUGGGAUUUUUGGGAUUUAUGAAUUGUCAGCAAAUUAUACAAUGUAUCAAUUUGGCAAUGUAAACAUAUGAAUAAUGUAUUCCGUGGAUAUAUUUUAAAUGUAAAUUGUAUAAUGAUUAUGUAAAAUGAAAUAACAUUGAUAAUACAGUGUUGAAUGUUGAAAGAUAUUACAAAGUUUAUUGUAAACUGAAAGAUACCUUUUAUAAAGGGAUUUUGUGUAUUCAACUCAAGGUUUUGUCAAGAAAAAUACUUUUCUGUGAAAAGUUUGUAUUCCUUUGUUUGAAGAACUGACAUGCCAUCCAGACUUUAAAAAUAAAUUGU